This is a messenger RNA of Racocetra fulgida, 248 nucleotides long. The record is from the annotation of a GenBank genome assembly. NCBI's taxonomy places the organism in Eukaryota, Fungi, Glomeromycota, Glomeromycetes, Diversisporales, Gigasporaceae.
GCAUAAUAUUGUUGUGCUGGUUAAACAUCAAACUAUUAUUCACUUUCCCAUAACUGACCCAUAUAAUGAUAAAGAACAAAAAAAAUGUGAUGAAAAAUUAAUUACCUGGUUAAUUAUUGAUCAACAACCAUUUACUGUCGUCGAUAAUCAGUAUUUUCAGGAGUUUCUUAAUUUUUUUGAUCCCCGGUAUACAAUAUCUACAAGACAAGCUGUAAAAACAAAGAUUAUAGAUAAAUUUGAAAAUAAAC